GUUUCAGAUAAUGUUAAGCAAUAAGCUAAGAAGAUUAUUUGCUAAAUUAAAUGUGGAUAAAGACAUGAAAAUCCAGUCUAUAUCGAAGAGGAAGCUUCAGACGAAGAAAAAGCCGACGGUUGAGUUGCCUGACAAUGUUUGGAACCUCAUCUUUGACUAUUCGUCACCGUUUGAUGUAAUAAAAUGGCGACGAGUCAAUAAACAAUUCAAACGCAUUACCGAUAGUCGUGUAAAAAGGACGCUUUACCUAGACGUGUUGAGAAUGGAUAUCACACAAAUACUGCCGAAAGGAGUCAUGGGAGAUGGUGACUUCUUCCGGCACCCUACUUGCAAUUUAUUGGGGCAUCACGAAUAUCGUUCUCUUCUGCUCGUCGCUCAUGCGCAAUGGACAGCAAAAGAAGCGGCAAAAUUGCUGCGUGCGGUUCAGUUCUUUGGCAAAAACGCUCAUACCAUCAUGACCCCAGGAUGGCUCCAAGGUGAAGCGAAAUUCAACAUGUCCACAUAUCUUAGUCAGUCUGAUGGUGAUUUACCGCAAUGGAACCCGACAACGCAACGUAUUCCAUUAGGACCGCUCUUCCCGAAAGCAAGAGAGAUCACCUUCCGUUGUACUGUUCCGCAAUUACGUCGUAUGCGUCGACUAGCCGUCUAUCGCGUGCCGGCCACCAUGAUCUUCUCACCAGAACAUCUGCAAGUGUUCCGUUUGGCCAUCAUUGGUGGACGUUCCAAUGCACCAGCUACGAUAAAACUACGUCCAUUCCGUGAAUGGCUUGAUGCUGACCAACUCGGUAACAAGCUUUGCGUACAGUUCUGCUGAGUCAAGAAGAGAGGAGCCAUAGGCCUUCGUUUUUACCUCCUCC
Molecule: messenger RNA, 857 nt
Organism: Cylicocyclus nassatus
Lineage: Eukaryota; Metazoa; Nematoda; Chromadorea; Rhabditida; Strongylidae
Source: the annotation of a GenBank genome assembly